Brassica napus (rape) is the source of this 1905-nucleotide messenger RNA. Its product is annotated as anther-specific proline-rich protein APG-like. Lineage: Eukaryota; Viridiplantae; Streptophyta; Magnoliopsida; Brassicales; Brassicaceae. The coding region runs from base 75 to 1790 and encodes 571 amino acids. The transcript has 5 exons. Gene Ontology annotation, biological process: lipid metabolic process. Gene Ontology annotation, cellular component: extracellular region. The record is from RefSeq and is a predicted model, not a curated record. Gene Ontology annotation, molecular function: lipase activity.
UUUGAUAUUCAUAUUGACAUGACAGAAGAAAUCGCUUGAAUGGAAAUAUUGUUACUACUACUUGUAGUAAAAGCAUGAAGCAAUCUUCCAUGGUCCAUUCUUGUUCUUAUUCGAUAACAUUUCGUUUUGUUUUCUUUUUCAUAUCCUUUUGUAUCUACUUUUUGACGACGACCCAUGCUCAAGUAGUCCACCGACGGCUCUGGCCGUGGCCAGCGGGACCUUGGCCGUCAAGGCCUUGGCCAACAAGGCCUUGGCCAACAAGGCCUUGGCCAACGAGACCUUGGCCGUUUCCAUGGCCAAUGGAACCUCCACAACCUGGCCCACCACCAAACCCAUCACCAAAGCCUGGUCCAACACCUGGACCAUCUCCAAACCCACCAAUACCACCUAAGCCUCAACCAAAGCCACCGGCCCCUGGUCCAUCUCCAUGUCCACCAAUACCACCUAAGCCUCAACCAAAGCCACCACCAAAGCCGCAACCAAAGCCACCACCGGCACCUACCCCGUCUCCAUGCCCACCGCAACCACCAAAGCCGCAACCAAAGCCACCACCGGCACCUACCCCGUCUCCAUGCCCACCGCAACCACCAAAACCGCAACCAAAGCCACCACCAGCACCUGGUCCAUCACCAAAGCCAGGUCCAUCACCAUCACCACCUAAGCCACCACCUAGUCCAGCUCCGAAACCUGUUCCACCACCUUCUCCAUCGCCAAAACCUAGCCCACCCAAGCCACCUGCACCAUCGCCAAAACCUAGCCCACCCAAGCCACCUGCCCCAUCACCACCUAAGCCACAGAACAAAACCAUACCGGCUGUGUUUUUCUUUGGUGAUUCAAUCUUUGACACAGGAAAUAACAAUAACCUAGACACAAAGCUAAAAUGUAAUUAUCGUCCCUAUGGUAUGGAUUUUCCUAUGGGAGUCGCCACCGGUAGAUUCAGCAACGGAAGGGUCGCUUCCGAUUAUAUAUCCAAAUAUUUGGGAGUAAAAGAAAUUGUACCGGCAUAUGUAGACAAGAAACUACAACAAAACAACGAACUACAACAAAGCGAUCUACUUACGGGCGUAUCUUUUGCUUCGGGUGGUGCUGGCUACCUUCCUCAAACAUCUGAAUCAUGGAAAGUAACAACAAUGUUGGACCAGUUGACAUAUUUCCAAGACUACAAGAAAAGAAUGAAGAAGCUAGUAGGAAAAAAGAAGACUAAAAAGAUUGUGAGCAAAGGAGCAGCCAUUGUGGUCGCCGGAAGCAAUGAUCUGAUUUAUACAUAUUUUGGAAAUGGUGCUCAACACCUCAAAAAUGACGUCGACUCUUUUACCACUAUGAUGGCUGAUUCUGCUGCCAGUUUCGUCUUGCAACUGUAUGGAUAUGGAGCAAGACGUAUAGGAGUGAUCGGAACACCACCGAUUGGAUGUACACCUUCACAGAGAGUUAAAAAGAAAAAAAUAUGUAAUGAAGAUCUAAAUUAUGCUGCUCAGCUUUUCAAUUCUAAGCUCAUAAUUAUUUUGGGUCAACUGUCCAAAACCCUACCAAAUUCUACAAUUGUUUACGGGGAUAUCUACUCUAUCUUCAGCAAGAUGCUAGAAAGCCCAGAAGACUAUGGGUUUGAGGAGAUAAAGAAACCGUGUUGCAAAAUAGGAUUGACGAAAGGAGGUGUAUUCUGCAAAGAGAGGACAUCAAAAAUAUGUCCCAAUACAUCGUCUUAUCUGUUUUGGGACGGUCUCCAUCCCAGUCAGAGAGCUUAUGAAAUAUCAAACAGAAAACUUGUAAAGAAAUACAUCCAUUUUAUCUGAUUAACUAGUAUUGAUCCCCAAUGCUAUGCAUGAGAAUCUUUUUUCUGUUACAAAAAAAAAUCAGUUUUAUAUAUAACUAAAAUUACACGUAUAACUUUGAUUUAUUAGAGGGAGA